Messenger RNA from Anoplophora glabripennis (Asian longhorned beetle), 2867 nucleotides. RefSeq lists its product as uncharacterized. The transcript has 5 exons. The coding region runs from base 177 to 1577 and encodes 466 amino acids. The record is from RefSeq and is a predicted model, not a curated record. NCBI's taxonomy places the organism in Eukaryota, Metazoa, Arthropoda, Insecta, Coleoptera, Cerambycidae.
GUGAGGUUGUACGCCGAUGAUCCUCUCCAGCGAGUCUAACGAAACGAUACUACGUACGCGAACCCCACACCCCGGCCGUUUCUGUUUUGUGUUCAGUUCUAUUAUUUGUGUUCGUUGUGCAUGUGCCGGGUUACUGUGCUAGGCAGAGUUCUGGUUUGAUCCGCUCCACGACCGAGAUGGCCCUCUUCAGGAGAUCGCUGGUCUGUCUCGCUACGCUCACGUCGUGCAUGGGCAUUUUUAUUGGCGGAGAGCAGGAUGUGGGGAGUCCCCUGAGGGUUGCCCAGUGCAGGGCCACUUGUCUCGAAAGGUUCUCCAAUGACGGACCGAACGGGGAGUCGAUGUGUCUACAGGGACCCGAUUGUUUCAUGUGUUGGGAAAACUGCGAGCUGCUCCAGUCCAACUUCCAAGUGUGGGGUGCCAUGUGUGAAGAGAAGGAGAUUUGUUUCCCUGGGUGCCAGGAAGCCUGCAGAUUCCACGCCGAAGCGGCCACCCGCACCCAACAGACCCAGCCGGUCAUCCACACCAAAGGCGAGGGCGUUAUUCGAGUCUCUGGAGCUUUGGCGCGCUGGCCAAGGCCGUCUUCCAUCGACUCUCAAACUCCACUGGUCUACGUAGUCAUGAGAAAGUCACAGUCUGGACCGUGGAGGCAGAUCAUCCAGACUUUGGACCACACGACGCGAGUGCCCAUGAAUUCAGACCAAGGCGGAGCUAUGCUACGCGUCCUGGUUGUAGAUCCCCAAGGGUUGGUGACGAUCUACAGUCCUGACGAAGCUAGCGUUCGUGAAAACAAGAAGAGAAAGAAGACUAUUAACACAGAGAUAAAAGCAACCACUAGUAAAACCACAACUACUGACGCUGACGCUCCUUGGAUGCUACGAGAAGUUUCUUUGAUCCACCAGAAGGUCCUGGUGAUCGGAGAGAUUGCUUGGGAGCCGAAAGCUAUUCGUGGGGUAUACCUGGUCACCUGGGAAGUGGACGGUGGUGGGUUGAAAGGAAAUCUGUUUACAGAUUCAACCUGCGUCACCCUUUCCUUAUGGCCUGAUACUAUCUACCAUAUCCAAGUGGAACUGGUGUCUAGGAUACCAGGAGUUGAUAAUCUCAAGUCUGAGAUGAUGGACUUGGACACAGGCCGAGCGCAGAAGGUGUCUACAGAGACCGACAUGAAUAUUAUCCCGGAAGAAGCACCCGAUGAUGUUAACGUGAAAUCUCCGUUAUUUUCGGUGUUGUUCAGUGCAAUGCGUGGUGAAAAUGCUAGACACAAGUACCAGAACCUUGACUUUGUAUUGGGUGGUUUCGCCGCUGUGUUGUUGUUCGCGAUAGUGUUGGCGGUGGUAGCUUGGAGGUGUCGGAAGAGGCACGGAAUGGCCAUAGACAACAUGAUCACCGGGUCUACGACGGUGCGGAGUCAGAAGCUCGUGGAAGACUUCACGGGGUACACAGGUUUCCAUCCGAUCAUCACCGUGAUGGGCCCCUCGAUAGAGCCCUCGCUGAACCCGAGCCCCAGCGACACCCCCGAGGUGGCCUUCCAGGGCAACAGCAACUUCCUAGUCCAAAGUGAAAAGACUGUGCAGGUGUGACGACACAGUAGCGACGCCUUAGCUGCUCGCGCGGAAAGUUCCUAAAAGAGUGAGACGAAGAGUGUUGUGCGAAUAGCGCCGCGCGCGGGCGGACGGAAAAAGACAACAAAUAAAUGUAUAUGUGUAUAAAAACUAGUCUAUGUCGAACAUUCUCAAGAAGCAAAAUGUCGAGGUGCAAGCUUAAACGUUUCUUUUAAAUCGACUUUACAUUCGAAGUCUCUGUGGAUUUAAUGCUCAUGGUGUAUUCGUUGCAAUUCUCUUGAAAUUGUAUCUAGUGUAAUGUAAGAUCAUGUUUUAUUUUUGACUGUGUUAUUUUUAUUAAGAUGUUUACUUAUUUAUUGAUAUAUAUUCGUGUGAACUCCUCAACAAAUGGAAAGGUUACUGAAAACAAUGAAAAUAUUUUGUUGCUUAGGCUGAAUUCUGUUAAUAUAAAAAAAUUAAUUAAUUUCGAACUUCCACGUGUCUAUAUAGUGGACAUUGCAUAUUCAUAGGAUAUUUAUUCAAUAAAAAAUUUAAACAAAUUUAUUCCCUCCGACAUAAUACGAACGUUUCCAAUAUUUAACAUUCUCUGAAUAUUUAUGAAACGCUAUUCGAAUACGUACGGGAAAAAUUGAGUAGUUUUUAUUCCCGAGCAUAAAAAGUUUUAUUACAAUGAAGGGAAAGACCACCUCGUACGUUAUUUCCACUUGUUGAAGAGUUCAGUUGCGCUGUUAGGACGUCGAUUUUUUUUUCUCUAUAGAAAUUGUAAUUAUCUUGUAAAUAAGAUUCGCCUAAGUUCUAGGGGUCGCUAAAUCAAAAAAUGGAAGCAUUUUAUCAAACUCUAAUUGUGAAUAUCAAAAUGUAAUUGUCAAUAUUCGGACUCUAGCUCAUCUAAGUAGUGUUGGCCAUAGGUUAGCCUCAUGAUUCAAGUGUGCUCUUCUGUCUCAUAUCCAGCGCGGUGGCGGCCAUGCCCAGAGAAUCAAUUCUUUACCUGGGCGAACUUCUCUCAGCCUCACGAUAGCGCGCAGGACGUAUUUUCUGAUAAAUUUUAUCUAAUUGCAAGAAAAACUUUAUUUAAUCUCCUUUGGACUGUGCAAAAUGUAAUCAAAAGCUCACGAAAGUUUUUUCGAAUAUUACGCACUCUAAAACGUCAAAUUCCGUUUCAAGUGGUUUGUGUAAUUUAAAAAUUAAAACAGUUGCAAUAUAUUUAGGACCAGUUUUACAUGCAUUUUAUUGUGUCACAAUUAUAGUCCAGUCACUGAGGGCGAAAAUAAGGUAACAGCUCCCAAUUUUUUCGGAUAGCAUGGAUUU